Molecule: messenger RNA, 3084 nt
Organism: Trichosurus vulpecula (common brushtail)
Lineage: Eukaryota; Metazoa; Chordata; Mammalia; Diprotodontia; Phalangeridae
Gene: LEMD2
Product: LEM domain nuclear envelope protein 2
Exons: 9
Coding region: 35-1432 (465 amino acids)
Biological process (GO): negative regulation of BMP signaling pathway; nuclear envelope organization
Cellular component (GO): nuclear inner membrane
Molecular function (GO): chromatin DNA binding
Source: RefSeq, a predicted model, not a curated record
GGCGCGCGAGUGCGGCGGCGGCGGCGGCCCGGCCAUGGCCGCGCGGUCGGACCUCGAGCUGCGGCGGGAGCUGCAGGCCCUGGGCUUCGAGCCCGGGCCCAUCACCGACACCACCCGGGACGUCUACCUCAACAAGCUGCAGCGGCUGCGAGGCGAGGCCCGGCAGCGCGCGAGGCCUGGGGCGGGGCGCCCGGGGCCGGGCCUGGGCCUGGGCCUGGGCCUGGCGCCGGGGGCUCGCCCGGGGCUUGGGGCCGGGGCUGCCCCCUCCUCGUCCGCCUCCUCGUCCUCGUCCUGGGCCGGGAGCCGCCCGAGCAUCCACCACGCAGCCUCCGGGGCCCGCAACGCCUUCUCCUGGCGCCCCGGCCGGGAGCGGGAGCGCGAGCGGGACAGCUCGGAGGAGGACGAGCCGCCCGGGCCGAGCCCCGGGCCCGGCCCCCGCCGCUGGUGGGCCCCGCCCCCGGCCCCGGCCCGCGGCCCCGCCGCCUACGGGGGCCCCCGGCCUCGGCCCCGGCCCCGGCCGGAGGUGGGGCGGCGGCUGGAGCGCUGGCUGUCGCGCCUCCUGUGCUGGGCCAGCCUGGCGCUGCUGCUCGUCUUCCUGGGCAUCCUGUGGGUGAAGAUGGGGGGGCCCGGCCGGCCACAGGAGGCCGAGGAGAACAUGAAGUUGCUGCCGGUGGACUGUGAGAGAAAAACAGACGCGUUCUGCCAGGCCAAACAAAAGAAAGUUUUGCUGGAGGUGCUGCAUGAGUUAUACAACUUCUUGGCCAUACAAGCCGGUAAUUUUGAAUGUGGAAAUCCGGAGAGUCUAAAGAGUAAAUGCAUUCCUGUUAUCGAAGCACAGGAACACAUUGCAAAUGUAACCGGCAGUUCACCAGCAAGGUUUGAAGCUGCAUUGACCUGGAUACUGAACAGUAACAAGGAUGUAGGAAUCUGGUUGAAAGGAGAAGACCUGUCUGAGUCAGUGACGACUGUGGACAAGGUGGUCUGCCUGGAAUCUGCCCAUCCCCGGAUGGGCUUGGGCUGUCGGCUCAGUCGGGCCCUGCUGACGGCUAUUACCACUGUGCUCCUUUUCUUCUGGGGUCUGGCUUUUUUGUGGGGACUUCUGAUUCUUCUGAAAUAUCGCUGGCGGAAAUUAGAGGAAGAAGAACAAGCCAUGUAUGAGAUGGUGAAGAAAAUUAUAGCUGUAGUGCAAGAUCAUUAUGUCGAUUGGGAGCAGGACAUGGAACGCUAUCCAUAUGUGGGCAUCCUUCACGUGCGGGACACCUUGAUCCCACCUCAGAGCCGGAGGCGCAUGAAGCGGGUCUGGGACAGAGCAGUGGAAUUUCUGGCAUCCAAUGAAUCCCGAAUUCAGACUGAGUCACACAGAGUGGCUGGAGAAGACAUGCUGGUGUGGAGAUGGACUAAGCCCUCUUAUUUCUCUGACUCUGAACGUUAAAAUCCCCAGGCAGGGUCAGACAUUCUUGUUCAGCCUGUCCUCGGGGACAGUUUCCCUAGGCCCAACAGAGAGGGGUCCACAGAUCUGCUGGUGCUGAAUUCACACUCAUGCCUUGACCUCCCAACUUCUUCUCCUACCCAUGCAUUGCUUCCAUUUCUGAAGGUCACGCCAAGAAAUUUUUGAAAAGUUUAGCUUGUGAGGACUAUCUAGAUUUGCCUUGAGGGUUGGGGAGGAACCAAGUUGGGUCAUGUAGCUCAUCCUUGUUUUUUUUUUCAGCAAGUAGACCCUGCCUCCCUUUCCCGUUCAGCACCCCUCUUUUCUAAUAGGAAGUGAAAAGGGCUUGGCUUCUCACAAAAAGGUGGAGGCCCAACAGCCGUAUAUGCUGCUUAAGAUUCAGUGAAAUGCAGUCAGUACCUUCCCCCAGUAGCCUGGCCAGCCCCCGUUGUUGCGGAUCGGUUGUACAGCCUUGGAGAAGUGCCUCCUGGGGUUGGGUUGUUGGGUGGCAGCUUGGGGGGGUUGCGGUGGGGCCUUAGGGACUCAAGGCAGCUGUGCUAGGUGCCUGGGGAGGCUGCACAGGUGUGCUGUCACGAGAAGAGAGAAAAAGAGUCUGCUUCCUUUAGGAGUCUGACCUUCCUUUUCAAGUAAGGGGAGAAAUGAAAAGAGAGGCCAGGAAAACUGUCGUACAUACGGAAAGACUCAUUAUGGUGGUAAACAGCCUGCCCUGCCUAGACCAGGGCAUCUGUGAGGUUGGUGGAUUUCUGGGACCUGGUAUGCAGUGCAUCAAUGGGGAUAUAAGGGUGGGGUGCCAGCCACUGCCCCGAUUCUGCAACAGAUCUGUAGGUAAUUAAUUGGGGAAGCAAAUGCUUAGGCAGUGGAACUCAAAAGAUUUUAAUUUUUAUACUUUUUUCAUCACAAAGUUAGCCUUCCUAAGGCGUCUAUCCUGGUGGUGGUUCUCAUUAGAAAUAGUCAUUUUUGGUUGGACUAGCAACCUCACCAGCAUCAUCUCUAGAGGGAACCCUCAUUCUGAGGGAUGACUGUGGCCAUACAUAGGUUGUUUCCUAUGUUGUAAGACCACCAUCUACAGCCUCCAGGGCUAUGUGCCAUAGAAGUGACUUCUUCCACACACUUUGCACAUUGUCUCAACAACGUAGAAAUGUCUUCCAGGGAGGCUUCAGCACCUCUGCCCCCUGCUGGCCACAUGAAAGAGUUGCAGGGGCUCUUGCCUCAAUUCUGAGACUGCAGAACUUCAUUACCUACCUCCUGCUGGCUCAUGAACUCAAAUCAGAACAGAAAAGGAAGUCUCCAGAAACAGACCAGUGGGGGGUCUUAUUAGUCAAGUAGGAAAGAUCCCACACGAACCUGAAUCUUCUCCCCAUGUUCUCAUCUGUGGCAGGAAUGAGCGCUGCCUCAGAAAGACAUUAACCACACCUUUCUGAUCUUGGUGAUUUUUUUCCAAAUAAAAUUCCAGUAUCCCAUAUUUUAGCAAUACUAUUUCCUCUGAUAUUUGUAUGAUUCCACGGUGCCUGUAAUCUUAAAUUCCAGUGCAAUUGUGUAGAAGUAUCUUUAUAAUCAGGCUUAACAUGAACUUCAUUAUUGGUAACUAAAUUGCUGGAGGAAUAGCACUAUUUAUUAAAAACUGAUUUGUUUCCUUA